Messenger RNA from Saccostrea cuccullata (small rock oyster), 3952 nucleotides. RefSeq names its product hillarin-like. Bases 18 to 2456 code for a protein of 812 amino acids. Lineage: Eukaryota; Metazoa; Mollusca; Bivalvia; Ostreida; Ostreidae. The transcript is spliced from 5 exons. The record is from RefSeq and is a predicted model, not a curated record.
AUGCAUGCAUUGUUUAUAUGCAGGUAUACAUGUUUGUUUUAUAUUUUCAGUUGAACCAGAACAUGGCUAACAUGAACAUGGGGGGACCAGGGUAUGGGGGAGAGAUUGACCUUGAGAACCUCCCUCCCCCUCCCCCCGAGCUUCUUCAGCAGCAAUACCUGUACGGGACGGUCCCAGACAGCAGACAGCAAGGAGUGUACAGCCAGUUCGCCCACCCCCAGGGUCAGGCUUCUCACGGCUUUACCCCAGGGACUGGGAACGUGCCCAUGCCUCCACCCCAGAAGGCAGGGAUAAGCAAUAUCCCACCAAGCAAGCCUAUACAGGUUGAGAAGCGUUCUGUCGGACAGCAGCCUCCGACCGCCCCCUCCACAUUUAAACUGGUUCCCGUAAGGACAGAACAAGAGAAGGCUCCCCCACCGGUGGCGCCCUCUACGGCCCCAGCCAGCCAGAAACCCAGUCUGGACCAGAUCGACCGCCAGGUGCUACACACAGUGGACGAUCACGCCAUACAGGUAUCCAAAAGUGAACAUCCCAGUUUCAGGGAAUUGGUUUGGGAUUUGAUCUUCUCCAAAGACAUCACAAAUGAAAUCGAAAAAGUCAGAGUCAUUUUCCGAUGGUUAGCCACAAAGAAUUUAAAGGAGAUAAACUUUGACAAGGUGGAGAAAGGAAGUCCUGAAGAGGUAUUGCUGGGACUCAAAGAGGGGAAAACCACAUACGCAAUGGUGUUUGAUACAAUGUGCAAUUUUGCUGGAUUGCACUCCCGGAUCAUCAGUGGUUAUGCUAAAGGGGCUGACUACAAACCAGGCAUGAAGUUCACCCCUGGCACAAACCAGCACUCCUGGAACGCGGUGUACAUCUACGGUACAUGGUGUCUGGUGGACGCCCAUUGGGCGGCCAGGAGGAUCAUCGGAAAACCCACCUCCCAGGAGGAGUUCCAUUACCAGCUGGACGAAUACUUCUUUCUCCCCGACCCCCACCAGCUUAUCUAUACCCACUUCCCAGACGACCCCCAGUGGCAGCUUCUGGAAAGGCCCAUCACCCUAGAGGAAUUCGAGAACAUGCCCCACAUGAAACCCCAAUUUUUCAAAUAUGGACUAGAGUUUGUGAGUCACCGUACAGCGGUGAUUUAUGGACGCGGUGAAUUGAAUGUACGAUUGAGGUACCCCGCUCACAAGCUGGCUGUUGCCUUCAACUUCACUGUGCAAUUCGAGAAUGGCGAUGAAGAGUACAAAGGGGUAAAAUUGAAUCGGUUCGGCAUGCAGGAGAGCGUAGGGGGCAUUGCUUCCUUCCGCCUCAGGUUACCAGUGAAGGGAUCUUACAUUCUCUACAUCUACGCCAAAGAAGACACACCUGAAAACAAGGACAAUGUUUACGCUCAAGUCUGUGAAUACAAAAUUGUCCAAGAAGAGGUUUCAGUGCCUGAGCCCCUCCCCUUCCCACCCUGUGCUUACCUUAACUGGGGUCCUGGCACGUCUUUCUACAGGUAUGGUCUGGCCACCUACCAGCAGACGGCUCAGAUUCUCACAAGGGACGGAAAAGCCGAAUUACAGAUCCGAAUUCCCCGGCAGAUGCAGUUCAUGGCAAAAUUAAAGCACAAUGACCGUAGUGAUGCUGACCUGGAAGGAUAUGUGAUUCAUAGAAUUGUCGGAAACACUGUGUAUUUUAACAUCACUGCACCAAGUCGCGGUGAAUUUGGACUAGAAAUUUACGCCAAUGACCCCACAACAGAAGGUUCAACUCUGUACCAUGUGGCCCAGUAUCUGGUGGAAUGUAAUGAAGAUGUGAAAACGGUUCCUCUACCCAAGCUGCCUGCAGGUUACUUAGGAGCACAACCUAAAUUCAAUGACUUUGGCCUGAAUACAUUGAGUCAUCAUAUCCCAGUCAUUCACCUUGAAACCAACUCAGUAGAAAUUCAGUUUUCAACUGCCCAGGAAAUGAGAGUAACGGCCAAUCUGAUAGAAGUUGAAAGCGACCGAGAGAUGCCCGAAUUUGUUUUCACCCAGACGAAAGGCUCCGUGGUCAGUUUCCUGGUUAACAUGCCAACUGUAGGGUUCUACAAGUUACAACUCUAUGCCAUCCCCAUCAAUGACCCCAACCAACAACUACCAGGGGUUUACAAUUAUCUAAUCAACUGCCAGAGGAAAACUAAGGAGGUCUACCCUUUCCCUAAGCAGUACGCUCAAUGGAAAGAAGGAUGCUACAUGUGGGAGCCCCUGGUGGUGCACAAGGAUAUUGGAAAACCCGUCGUCAACUUCCACGUUCAGAUUCCACGGGCCGAGGCCGUUGCCGUGGUGACUGACCAGGAGUGGACCCAUCUUCAGUCUCCGCAGUCAGGAAUUUGGCAAGGGGAGGUCAAUCUGGCACCUUACUACGGUAAAGGAAUCAAGUUCACCUUGAAUGCCAACUUUGGCGGCGAUAAAACUAGUUAUGCAACACUGCUUGAAUAUGCGAUUUAGUUAGAUAUGUGUUAAUGAAUUAUAGAAUAUUAAUUUUUUUCCUUGUGAUUAUUUAUGUUAAUCAAAUAUUUUUUUUGCAAGCAUAAUGAUUAGUACACCUGCUUUAACAAAUAUGUAUAUAAUAUAUUUCUUUCUCAGUUUUUAGAAAAGCUUUUGAAAUCAAUAUGCAUGUACAUGACAUUUAUGUUUGUGUUGAAAUCGAUGCCUUAAUUGCAGUUCAUGGUUAUAAAAUCAAACAGCUGAUAUGACUGAUUUAACUCUAGGAAAUAUAUGAUAUUGUAUUUUUAAACAAAUUUAUCAUUAUCAUAUCUGUGAACCAUAACAUUUUACACAGUUAUUGAUGAUAGAUUUGACUUUGCAUGAUCAUUUUAUUUUGGGGGAUCAAUUCUUGUUUUCAUUUUCUUGUUGUAGAUGUUAAGUUGCGUCAUUUAUUUCAUUUAUUUUUUUGCUAGGCUGAUAUCUAUUUUGUUAAAAAAUUUUAUAGCUUGUUAAACAAGUGCUUUAAUGUGUUGUAUAAAUGUACAUGUAGUGUUUUAUUGUUAAUAUAAUAAAUCAUUGAACCAAGGGACAGAACAAUGUAUGAAUCUUUAAGUGUAUGAACUUCACAAUGAAAAUAGAAAUCAUUUUAUUUUAGUUUUUUUUUUUAAAUUGGAACGCUGUUUAAGAGAUAUGUGUUGUGUUGAUGUUUAGAAAACUUUUAUUUUAAGAGCAUGGUAGAAGUCUACAGAAUUUGUUCCUUUGUCUUAGUGCAAUCACUGUUUUGUAUGUUUAGCCACAAAUUCAGUACAUCUUGUUAAAGACCAUUCACCAUAAGAUUCUGGAUAUCGCACUAUUUUUACACUAGUCAUUUAGCAAGUUUACCAAUUUUGGCACAGAAUAUAUUUGUGAAAUAUAUUCACGUUUUUACAUGUGCAUUUAUGUGCUGCAGUUUUGGAAUUUGUUCUCAACUCCUGAUCUUUUUUAAAUUGACAUUUAGAUGAAUAAAAGUGUGCCUAGAUUUAGAGCAUACUAUUACAUCAAUUCUUUAUUUGUAUAGAAAUUGCUCUUUCAUUAAGUAUUGAUUUUGUGAGAACAUUGCUCUUGAUUUUCCCCCCAAAUUUUUAUCUGUAUACUAUUUGAUUAUGCUGAGACCUGGAUGUGUUCAAAUAAUGCUUCCCAUCUGGAAACAAAAAUGAAUGAGUACUUAAAAUCUAAAAACAAAGUCUACAAUUAUUUCAUACCUUCCAAAUCAUUUAUAAUUAUUGUGACGUUUUGGAUGUAUAUACAACUUGAUAGUCGUAUAGUUAUGGCAUUAUUUACACCAAAAAAAUUUCAUAUGAAGCAAUAUACAUGUAUUAAACAUGGCUUUUUCAUUUCUCUUUAUACAACUGUUGUAAAGUUGUUAGUAGAUAUAAAGUGCUAGGAGAGUUGAAUCUUGAACAAUCUGUGUCUUUUUAUAAAGCUUUAUAGAAUAGUUUAUAAAUCUAAGCACAAUAAAGCCAAGCUUAUAAAUAUUG